Branchiostoma floridae (Florida lancelet) is the source of this 1914-nucleotide messenger RNA. Its product is annotated as aldo-keto reductase family 1 member A1-A-like. Gene Ontology annotation, molecular function: aldose reductase (NADPH) activity. The transcript has 11 exons. Bases 209 to 1156 code for a protein of 315 amino acids. Gene Ontology annotation, cellular component: cytosol. The record is from RefSeq and is a predicted model, not a curated record. NCBI's taxonomy places the organism in Eukaryota, Metazoa, Chordata, Leptocardii, Amphioxiformes, Branchiostomatidae.
GCCUUAAGUCAAUAAGUGAGAGACAGGUGAAAAGGUUAGGUAGGAUCUACAGACAACGUCUGACAGGUUAACCGGUUAGACAGCAUUUACAGAUCACUUGUAACCCGGACAGGUCAGCGCUGCAAGCUUGAGGAUCUCUCACGCUGUCACCGAAGUUGACACUGUCACAGGUACUGUCAUUCAAGUCUGAAAAGUCUGAGUUGCAGACAUGGCCUGGCCUGCUGUGAGGCUGUGUAUGGGGGCGUCCAUGCCACUGCUGGGUCUGGGGACAUGGCGAGCUAAACAGAAUGAGUGUUACCAGGCCGUGAAGACAGCUCUCCAGAUGGGUUACCGACACAUCGACACGGCUGAGUAUUACCAGAAUGAAAAGGAGAUCGGUCAAGCUCUCCUGGAGCAGUUCACAUCAGGACUGAAGAGGGAAGAAGCGUUUGUAACAAGCAAGUUGUGGAACACCCGGCACCACCCUGAUGACGUCCUGCCAGCCUGUCAGAGGAGCCUAACCGACCUGGGACUAGACUAUCUGGACCUGUACCUCAUGCACUUCCCGGUGGCCUAUGCGAGGGGAGACAACUUUCUUCCAUAUGAUGACAAGGGACAGGCUCUUACAAUGGACAUCCACUUCAUGGAUACAUGGAAGUCCAUGGAGCAGCUUGUGGAUGCAGGACUGGUGAAGGCCAUCGGUGUGUCCAGCUUCAACAUCUCACAGAUGGAAGAGGUUCUGACCAAUGGGAGGAUCAAACCAGCUGUCAAUCAAGUUGAGAGUCACCCAUAUCUUGGUUGCCAUCGGUUACUGGAAUACUGCACAGCCAAAGGCGUGGUUCUGACAGCAUUCUGUCCCUUAGCAAGGCCGGGAUCGAAGGAAGCAGAGCAGUACGGGGUAGCUUCCCUGCUGCAAGACCCAGUAAUAGUGGAAAUCAGUAAGAAACAUGGGAAAACACCAGCACAGGUGUGCCUGAAGUGGCAGGUGCAGAGGAAUGUUGCGGUGAUUCCUAUGGGUACCACACCUGCCAUGAUCCAGGAAAACUCACAGCUUUUUGACUUUGAGUUGAGUGAAGCCGAGAUGUCAUCCAUCAACAUGUUGGACAAGAACGGCAGAAUGGUUUGGUUUCAACCGAGUGAAACACAUCCACUCUGGCCCUUUAAUGAAGAGUUCUAAGCUGUCAGCUUCCAGUACCAAGGACAGAGCUCAGUGUUUGUACAACAGUCCAGUCCUUCACAAAUGGCUCUUGACGAUCAAAUAUAAUUAGGACAUGCUGAUUUGUUUAUACGGAUGAUUUCUACUUGCGGAUCAAUUUUUGGCCGUUUCCAAAAGUAAAAUAAAACGUUUUCAACCGUAUUGUAGAUUGUACAAAGCAUCUUCAAAAUGGGCAAUGUCGUGGAUUGCAAAAAAUCGGAAAACGCAUACAUUCCUGAACUUAGAUUUUAUAAUGAAGGCAACUUUUUUGGGGGGACAAACUUUCUUUAUUUGCAUGCUCCUAUCAGUUUUGGGGUUCCCAGAGGAUAUCAUCCAUAUAAUCAAAUCAACAUGGCCUUAGCAUCUUCUCAUCCAUUUUCUCAUCAGUCAAAUGUUGUUUUGUAAUCACCCUAACUGGUUACUGAGUACGUAAGCAUCAUUGUCAUGAAAUGAUGUAAUGUAUAAAGUAGAGUGGAUUCAUUCCUCUACUAUAUGUAGUUGAAGGGACAAUCAGUUGAGGUGUAUAGAUAUAUUACAGUAAAUGGCCCUAUAUCUGGUGUUUGAUUUAUUUAUGAUGAUAUUUUUACAUGUCAUACAUGUAUAGAUUAAAGGGGAUAGAGGAAGAAAUUUGUAUGAUCUCAUGCAGAGAAUGACAAACAGAAUCAUUGUCUUGCACCAACAAACAUUCUAUUGUGUGGAAUUCGUGGCUAAAAUAAAAUGUAGAAGUAGAAGUUUCACCA